GUCCGUGGAAGCAGGUGCGGGUCCGCGGCCGCUCGCUGGCCUCCAGCCAGGAGGCCCUGACUGGCCCGAGGGUCGGCCGGGUGCCCAGGCCCUGGGGGUCUCAGGAGGAUGGAGUGACGGAGGCAGGAGGAGCCGGGGAAGGCCAGAGAGAGGUGGGAAGUGUGGGGUUCCAGACCUUUGGAUUUUCGGUCCCAAAAUAUUUAAAACAUCGUUGGUCACAGAUAAAGUAUCGCUAACUUUUUCAACACAGUGGAGACUUCAGCGUGUAGCUGGUACAUAGUGGGAAUGGAAAACCCCCGAGGAGGGAACCUCGGAAACACCAGGAUUUAGCAGGUGGUGAAUGCUGUGAUGGACAUAUGCCCCGUGCUCCACGGUCACCAAGGCCACGUGCCCAAGAUUGUCAGAGUCUGAGGGUGCAGGGAAGAGGGGACAUUUGAACUGAGUCUGAGCAAGUGGCCAUGUGAGAAGAGUGGGGACCAGUCAGGAGGAAGAAACAGCAGCAUGUAAUCUGAGAGCAGUAAGUGUGUCCCAAAGAGAAACAGUCACUAGGGGUGAGCCCGGACCCACAAUGGAUAUUCCCCCGGCAGCCAAGCUGGGUGAGGCCUUCGUGUUUGAGGAUGGGUUGGAGAUGCAGACAAACCUUUUCCCGGAGGAGGACCCGGGGGACCCUUUUCUUCAGGAAAGGGGUUUAGCACAGAUGGCUGUCAUCUACAAGGAGAUCCCUCUGGGGGAGCAGGACGAUUAUGAGGGGAAUAUCAGUCUGUGCUCAAGCCCCAUCCAGCAUCAGAGCAUCCCCCCAGGAGACAGACCCCAGGACGAUGAGCCGUCCAGCCCAACCUUCCUCCAGAAAUCAGACCUGAGUAUGUGCCAGAUAACCCACAGCGAGGAAGCGUCUGGUAAGCCCGAUGGGGAGACGGCGGGCAGGGGGGACUCGGGACCCGAGGGGCCUCACAGGACUGCACAGCCAGCCAAGCCCUACGUGUGUCGCGAGUGCGGCAAGGCCUUCAGCCAGAGCUCACACCUGCUCAGGCACCUGGUGAUCCACACGGGGGAGAAGCCCUACGAGUGCUGUGAGUGCGGCAAGGCCUUCAGCCAGAGCUCGCACCUGCUGCGGCACCAGGCCAUCCACACGGGGGAGAAGCCCUACGAGUGCAGGGAGUGCGGCAAGGCCUUCCGCCAGAGCUCUGCACUCGCGCAACACCAGAAGACCCACACCGGGAAGAGGCCGUACGCGUGCAGGGAGUGCGGCAAGGACUUCAGUCGGAGCUCGAGCCUCCGGAAGCACGAGCGCAUCCACACCGGGGAGAAGCCCUAUCAAUGUAAGGAGUGCGGGAAAUCCUUCAACCAGAGUUCGGGCCUGAGCCAGCACCGGAAGAUCCACACGCUGAAGAAACCGCACGAGUGCGAGCUCUGUGGGAAGGCCUUCUGCCACCGGUCCCACCUCAUCCGGCACCAGAGGAUCCACACAGGCAAGAAGCCGUAUGCAUGCGAGGAGUGCGGGAAGGCCUUCAGCCAGAGCUCCAACCUCAUCGAGCACCGCAAGACGCACACGGGCGAGAAGCCUUACAAGUGCCACAAGUGCGGCAAGGCCUUCAGCCAGAGCUCCUCGCUCAUCGAGCACCAGCGCAUCCACACCGGCGAAAAGCCCUACGAGUGUGGCCAGUGUGGCAAGGCCUUCUGCCAUAGCUCGGCCCUCAUCCAGCACCAGCGCAUCCACACGGGCCGGAAGCCCUACGUGUGUAAUGAGUGCGGCAAGGCCUUCCGGCACCGCUCGGCCCUCAUCGAGCACUACAAGACCCACACGCGGGAGAGGCCCUACGAGUGCAACCGCUGCGGCAAGGCCUUCCGGGGCAGCUCGCACCUCAUCCGCCACCAGAAGAAUCCAGAAGAAGAAUAAACGUCAGAGGGAGAAAGUGGAGUUAAACCCAUGAAAAUGUCAGAUGAGCUCUAACAUCAGGCACUUUUAGAAGAAGUAACCGUGUUCGCGGUCCAAUCAACUGAAGGAAAAUGGAUCCAAAGUAGACGCGUCAGCAGCCCACCUCGGGCACUGGUGGGGACGGCCAGCUCAGGUGACAGAGCAGAGGGAGGGUCUGGAGGACUCAUCUUGGGUGUGGGGGUAAGGCCCCCUUGUGCUCUCUCAGCCCUUGACGUGGGUUAGCUGAGGGCGGUUCUGGCCGGCAGCUCUUCCAGGAGGUGGAGGCGUGGUCCUGGAGGCCGGCGGAAGGUGCAGCCUGGCUCUGGCUCAGCCCGGGCAAAGGCUCACUGCCCACCCGGGGGUAACCCUCCACCAGACCUAGGGCCCCAACCACAGUGUGCCUUGGACAUCAUCGGGGCCCGUCUCUGGUCGGUGCUUUGCAGCCUCCCCUCCACCCUCCAGUGCAAGGGGAUAGAAGGUGAUUCGGUCAGGUCUGGGUUCAAGUUCCAGUUCUGGCCCCUCCCUCACCUUGGUGACCCCUUCCGUGAGGUGGGCAUAUUGGGACUGGCCACAUUCCCCUAAGGGCUGGCGCAAGGCUCCUGUUCAGAGUGGGACCACGCAUGAACGUGCUUUGUCGGCUGGCGAUUGAGGAUGGAGACCCACAGUGACCGCUGCCCCACCUGCAGGGGAGGUGCAUCCCUGUCUGGUUCCCGACAUGGCAGGGACCCCCACUUCAGCCAGGCUUUCCCUCCCUCCCUCCCUCCAGCUUGUGUCCUGGGUGCGGCGCCCUGGGCACGGCGCCCUGGGCAGGACACUUCCUGCACACCAUCCCCGCAGCGGCAGUGUGUCUGCGUCCUGUCCUUCUCUCUGUCCUCCCCACUGGGGGUUGUUUAAUGGGGACCAUUGUCUGCGUCCUGCCCUGACCAGUUCAGUUGGGCAUCCCCAGAGGUGGGGCUCCGACAGUGGCAUGUUUUUAAAGCUCCCCAGGUGAUUAGAAGGUUCCCCUGCAUAGCAGGCUGUGAGCCCAUGCUGGCUCCCAGGCAGCCCCAGCAUCUCCCAGAUGGCAUCGUCCAGAGCAGAGCUUGAAGGUGGCCAUCCUGUCUCAGAUCUCUGCCCACCACCCCAGGGAUUGGCUCAGGCAGUGCCGUGUCUGGUUGGUUGGUAAGCGUUUGUCCCAGGCCUUUGUGUGUCCACGAGGAUCUUUAGUUCUGGCUCCCCGGGCUCCUCAGAGCUAGUGUGGGGAGUUCGCAGUCAGAGCUAUUUUGAAGCUUUCUGAGUCUCUGGCUGAAAUCCCACGAACCCAUCAUGGUCACACUAGUUAUUUCAGCUUAUGAGAAGCUCAGCUGGGCAGCUGUGUAUAGUUUAGAUGAAUGAAAAUGGGAAAGCCAUAGUGGUUACUUCUUAAGUGGAACUUGGUAGGCCAGAGAUGGUAAAACGACAGGUCUGUUGGGCUGGGAAGAUCGGCUCUGUCCAGCUCCUCUCUGCUGUGUGAGUCUGUGGAGCAUUGAACCAGCUCUCCAGGCCCCAGCAGAGCCUCUGCAUGAGCAGGUGGACCAGCCCGACCGGGCAGUGCCAGGCACUGUCUGCAGGCAGCCUGCACGGAUGGUCUUCGGUCACCAGUGAGAGUACUGACACCCCUGCUCAGUGCAGGUGGGACAUUAUCCCCCCAAGAUCUACCUCCUCACCCCCUGCUGUCCCCGCAUUCAGCCUCAGCCUUGCCAGUUGUCUGCUUCCUACCUUUGAUGUCUGUCCCUGCACACUGUGCACCAGCCAAAUUUUUUUUUUCAGGCAUCACUUUGCACAUGUCACCACUCUCCUUAAAACCAACCUUCAGGGGUCUUCUGCACGUAAACCCCCAUUUUAGCCAGCCUGGGUUACCCGCGCGAGCAACCGUCUCGGUGUUCCCACCACGCCCAGAUGCACCCCACUCACGCCCAGCUUCUCAGCUCAUUUAUGCUGUUCUCACAUUUUUGAAUAUGCACUUUUUCUCUUCCUCCCCCACAUUCCCCUUUCUUCCUUUUGACUAUGUAACAUGGAGAUUAAGACCCCCUUUCUGAAGGGUUGACAGACUCUCACAAAACCAUGGUCAGACCAGGCAGGUACUUUCUUUGUAGGAAGUGUGAGCAGAACCUUGUUCUUUCAGUUCAAAUUCUUUCACUGAUUUCUUAUGUAUUUUUAUUUUUUAAUUUUUUUUAUUUUUAUUUUUUGCGGUACACGGGCCUCUCACUGUUGUGGCCUCUCCCGUUGCGGAACACAGGCUCCGGACACUCAGGCUCAGCGGCCAUGGUUCACGGGCCCAGCCGCUCCGCGGCAUGUGGGAUCUUCCUGGACCAGGGCACGAACCUGCGUCCCCUGCAUCGGCAGGCAGACACUCAACCAUUGCGCCACCAGGGAAGCCCUGUAUUUUUAAAUCUUUUCAUUUAUUUAGGUUCUCAAACAGUGUGAUGUUAUAAGAGAUCAUCUUGGUAAUAUUUUAAUCAUCCUUGAGUUUAGUUGUUUGUUUUUGUUGUAUUGUCUUACAUUUUUUCCUUCUUCUAGUUGUUGAGUGUUGAGCUCCAGUUCUUGGUUCUGUUUACUAAUUGAAUUGUUUGUCAAAGUACAUGUAUUCUGCUCUUUUCUUUCUUUUUUUUUUUU
This is a messenger RNA of Globicephala melas (long-finned pilot whale), 4549 nucleotides long. It is a transcript of the gene ZNF70, whose product is annotated as zinc finger protein 70. Gene Ontology annotation, molecular function: RNA polymerase II cis-regulatory region sequence-specific DNA binding; DNA-binding transcription factor activity, RNA polymerase II-specific. Gene Ontology annotation, cellular component: nucleus. Lineage: Eukaryota; Metazoa; Chordata; Mammalia; Artiodactyla; Delphinidae. Gene Ontology annotation, biological process: regulation of transcription by RNA polymerase II. The record is from RefSeq and is a predicted model, not a curated record.